Molecule: messenger RNA, 186 nt
Organism: Dovyalis caffra
Lineage: Eukaryota; Viridiplantae; Streptophyta; Magnoliopsida; Malpighiales; Salicaceae
Source: the annotation of a GenBank genome assembly
CAUGGUUCAAGCCGAAGAAGUGAGAAGAUGGACUUGAAUCUAGGUGAUCUCAAGCUUUCUCCUAUCAAAGGUGGACAAUGGGUGGUGAGAACGAAAGGAGGAAAAGUAACAGAAGCCCAGGAGAAGGAGGAUGAAGAGAUGAAUAACGAAGAGGGAGGCAAGAUAAAGAGGGAAUCAAUCGACUGA